GCGAGCGCCCUGCGCGGGGGCGCCACCUAGUGGGGGCGCAGCCUUGAGCACCACACCGUCCACCGCGGCCCCCUCCGCAGCACCCGCGCCCCCCAGCACCUCGCGGGCCGCGGUCUCCUCCACCCCCGCCCUGCCCGCACACCCAUCCCCCAACUCACCCGGGUCGCCUCCCCUCGAGGCCCCGCGCUCGUUGCGGACUCGGCGGGCGCCGCCCGCUCGUUGGCCAGCGGGCUGAGGGCGGGAAAAGUGACUAACGGCUGCAGCGGGCCCUCGCGGUGUGAGGAGAUGGCGUCGGGGGCCCGGGCUCCCGUGCCGGAGGACUCCGUCCGAACCGCCAGCCCCGGCAGGCGAGGAGGGAAGGGGGUGUCCGCGCCCCCCGGGGACUCGGUGGCGGUAGGGACCCUGAAGAGCGCCGCAUCCCCGGCGCGGGCGGUGGCGGCGUCCCCGCGGCCCGCGAAGGGGAAGGCGGGCCGGGAGGCGGCCCGGCGGCGGCUGCAGCUCCAGCCGGCCUCUCAGGCCGAGGGCCGGGGCGAGGGGGCGCAGGAGGACGAGGACGAGGAGCCCCUUCUGUCGGUGCCGGAGGAGGUUGAAGAGGAGGCGCAGCCACUGCCCCCGGUCUGCGUGUGCCCCAUGAGGGGCAUGUGGCGCGACGAGAAGGUGGCGCUGUACUGCGACGAGGUGCUGCGCGGCUGUAAGGCAGAAGAUGCUGAUGAGGCUAUGAGUAAUUAUCUAUCAGAAAAAUUAAAGUUGAAAGACAAAUGGCUUGGAGUCUGGAGGACGAAUCCUGAGUUAUUCUUUGUGAAAUAUGAAGAAGCUUCUAUCCCUUUUGUUGGUGUACUGGUUGAGGUAACUUGUAAACCACACCAAAGCUUAUCGUCUUGUUUCAAAGUUACUGUAUCUGUUGCUGAGCCCUUUUCUUCUAACAUUGCAAAUAUUCCAAGGAAUUUAGUCAAUGAGAUUUUGGAAGAACUGGAGCAUAGUGUGCCUCUCUUGGAAGUGUACCCUGUUGAAGGACAAGAUUCUGAUAUACAUGAUAUUGCUUUGGCCUUGGAAGUUGUAAGGUUUUUUUAUGACUUUCUUUGGAGGGACUGGGAUGAUGAAGAAAGUUGUGAGAAUUACACUGCUUUGAUUGAAGAAAGAAUUAAUUUGUGGUGUGAUAUACAAGAUGGAACCAUACCUGGUCCUAUUGCACAACGUUUCAAAAAAACUUUGGAGAAAUAUAAAAACAAACGUGUUGAGCUCAUCGAGUAUCAGAGUAAUAUUAAGGAAGAUCCAUCUGCAGCAGAGGCCGUUGAAUGCUGGAAAAAAUACUAUGAGAUAGUAAUGCUCUGUGGAUUAUUGAAAAUGUGGGAAGAUUUACGCCUCCGAGUUCAUGGACCUUUCUUUCCAAGAAUUCUGAGGCGCAGGAAGGGGAAAAGAGAUUUUGGAAAGACUAUAACACAUAUUGUGGCAAAAGUGAUGACUACUGACAUGGUAAAGGACUUAUCUUCAGACACACUUCUCCAACAGCAUGAUGAUUUGGAUUUGGCUUUGGACAGUUGUUAUAGUGGAGAUACCGUAGUUAUUUUUCCAGGAGAAUAUCAAGCUGUAAAUCUUGCUUUAUUGACUGAUGACAUCAUUAUAAAGGGAAUUGGAAAGAGAGAGGAAAUUAUGAUUACUUCUGAACCUUCUCAUGACAGUUUCGUGGUGUCUAAAGCUGAUAAUGUGAAGCUAAUGCAUCUAUCUUUGAUACAACAAGGGACAGUUGAUGGUAUUGUGGUGGUGGAGUCUGGUCACAUGACUCUAGAAAACUGUAUAUUAAAAUGUGAAGGAACAGGAGUGUGUGUUCUUACGGGGGCUGCUUUGACAAUUACAGACAGUGAAAUAACUGGUGCCCAGGGUGCUGGUGUUGAACUGUAUCCUGGGAGCAUAGCCAUUUUAGAAAGAAAUGAAAUUCAUCACUGUAAUAACCUCAGAACCAGUGACAAUUCAAAAAGCACCUUAGGUGGAGUUAAUAUGAAGGUUCUUCCAGCACCAAAAUUGAAGAUGACUAAUAAUCAUAUUUACAACAACAAUGGCUAUGGUGUAAGCAUUCUUCAACCAACUGAACAAUAUUUUAUUGUAGCAGAGGAAGCCCUCAACAAAGGGGCAGCUUCAGGGGAUAAAAAAGAUGACAGUAUGCUCUCUAGGGUAAUGCAGAAUCUGAACCUGGAGAUGAACAACAAUAAAAUAGAAGCAAACUUGAAGGGGGAUAUCAGGAUAGUCACAAGUUAAAGCAUCUGGAUUUAUGUUAAUGUUUUAUAUUUCAGAGAUUUGUUUAGUAAAUAAUUCUCAUAUCCCACAGAAAUGGUAGUUUUAAUUAAAUUCAAAACCUAUUUAAUUAAAAAAUAUUUAAACAUUUGAAUGCUUUCAUUGGAUGAUUCAUUUUAACUUUUUAAAGUAAGUUUUGAGAUAUAAUUCACAC
This is a messenger RNA of Mirounga angustirostris (Northern elephant seal), 2443 nucleotides long. RefSeq names its product SHC binding and spindle associated 1 like (gene SHCBP1L). Gene Ontology annotation, biological process: male meiosis cytokinesis; spermatogenesis. The record is from RefSeq and is a predicted model, not a curated record. The transcript has 10 exons. NCBI's taxonomy places the organism in Eukaryota, Metazoa, Chordata, Mammalia, Carnivora, Phocidae. Gene Ontology annotation, cellular component: meiotic spindle. Bases 286 to 2253 code for a protein of 655 amino acids.